CAUCUCACCUCCUUCACUCACUGAAACUGUUAAGUUUCUUAACAAGAGACAAUGUCAAGAUGAUCCUGUUAUGGGUUACACUGUUUGUUCUUCAUCAAGGUUAUACAUUGGUUCCAGUGACCACUGUUCAACUCGGUGACUCUGCGACCUUCACGUGUGUUUUGCCUAAUGAAGAGCUGAGCAGUAGAAAACUCCACUGGUACAAGCAGCGUGCCGGGGAUACUCUGAAAUUAAUUAUGACACUGUGGAAAUCUGCAAAACCUGAGUAUGCACCAGAGUUUUCUGAAUCAAGAUUAAAGGUAAAUACUGAUAAGAAUAUUAGCAACCUGACCAUUUUGAGGACAAUUCAAGAGGAUGAGGGAAUGUAUCACUGUGCAGUAACAGCCUGGAUUAAUCCUGAAUGGAGUGGAACAUAUCUGUUAGUAAAAGGAAACACUCAGAGGACAUCAAACUAUACUGUCAUUAAGGGGACAACAGUAUCUGAUCCAUACCGUCCAGGAGAAUUGAUGAAUCUCCAGUGUUUAGUCCUCUCUGACUCUGACAAUAAGACGUGUCCAGGAGAUCACAGUGUGUACUGGUUCAGAGCCGGAUCAGAUAAAUCUCAUCCAGAGAUCAUCUACACUGAUGGAAAUGGACAUGAUGAAUGUGACAAGAGAUCUGACUCUCAGAAAAGCUGUGUUUAUCGCUUCUCUAAGAACGUCAGCUCCUCUGAUGCUGGGACUUACUACUGUGCUGUGGCCACAUGUGGAGAGAUAUUUUUGGGAGAUGGCACUAAAGUGGAAAUUGUGCAAACAGCACAUUCAGUAUUCAUUGCAAUGGCGAUAUUAAUUGUCUGCUUGGUCAUUUCUGCUGUUGGAAAUGUUGUCCUCAUCUGCAAACAAAAAGUACAUCAACAAUGUGAAGGAAUGGAAAGUGCUGUUUCAGAAGCACAACAUGAACACCCGUGCCAACCAGAACAUGACAUUACUGACGGUGACGACAAAUUGAACUACGCUGCACUGAAUUUCUCAGAGAAAAAAACAAGAGGAAAAAAGAAAAGAGACUUUGCUGAGGACAGUGUGUACUCUCAAGUUAAAUGUUGAUACUGUUUAUAAUGUUGAUACGGCUCAAAAGUUUUCCAUGUGCAAAUGGUUGCAACCCACAUGUGAAUGCAAACAACCAGACAGAGAGAAAGAAGAGCAGACUAAAGGAGAAAUCUGCUAAAACAUUCACCUAUAUAUCAUUUUAGUGUGUCUAUAGAUUAGAGCGCUGAGUCUGUUCAAAAGAUAAAACCAAAGACAAAAAACUCUUUUCCUUAAAAACAUGAACCAGAUCAAAUUAUUAUCUUGAAAAUUAGUAAAUGUGAUUUUAAUACUUGAAACAAAUUAAUAAUAUUUGUACAUUUCAAUUUAAGAAAUGUCAAUACUUUUCAUGAACUAAGAGCUUUAAGAGGUUAUCAGUUGGGUAAUGUUUCAUGAAUUUUUUUAAUGUAAAUCUAAAAUGAAUUAUGUCAAAUGAAAUGGGUGCAAUGAUAAACCUAUAAAGAUAAUAUUACCCAAAUAGCUAGCUGUAUAGAGCAUUGUAGCCUCUUUUAGCUAGUUGUUUGGGUUUACAGCCCACACAUUAUCUGUAUGAUCCAGUAUCAAUUUUGUAACAGGAAAAGUAAUUUAAAGAAGAGUGAAUGUUACAUUCACCACGUUAAUGCAAAUGUCUGUAGGCCAAGACAAUCAAUUAUUCCAGCUUAUGGCAACUUCCGUUUCUAAACAUUAGUUUUUUUGUUUCCUUUGACAAACAAUGAAAGAAGAAUGUAAAGUGUGUUUCAGACAGGAAAUAGUUUUUAGUCAUGCGACAUACACGUUGACCUGGAGGGCAAAACAACGGACCAACAUAGCAGCACACACCGCAACUCCCCCAUACAGAUGCUGCAAAAGCAGUCAAAAUGUAUUUGGAUCACCUUUCAACUUAAGAAAAAGAACACAAACUGUAAGUGUUGGGCAUAUCUGAUCCGAAUAACGUUACAGCAUCCACUGCCGCAUUUCUAUUGUAAAAAACCACCAGGUCCCUGCCACCGCUCGGACUGCAGUAAUAUUUACUUUUAUCUUUCUGGGGAAUCCCUCAUCUAACACAGGCUUGUCUCCUGGAUUAGUAAAUCCGAAAGCACAACAACCAUCCAGCAUUUUGGCAACACAAAAAGUAACAAACUCAAGGUAACUGUGUACCACUUGCAUAUUGGUUUGUUUAAAUAAGUUUGGAAUCUUUGAGUCAUGUUUUAAACAGUAAUCCUAAUCAUGGUAAUACUCUAUACUUCAGUUUCCCAGGUAGGGGUAACUUACCUCUGCACUUACCAGUGCAGUUAAAAAAGAGAGAGCAAAAUAACUGCAUUCUCUUUGCUCUACUGCUUUCUUUUACAACCCCAUUUUCAAAAAAGGUAGCACACUAUAAUGUAAAUAGAAAAACAAUGAGAUGAUGUGCAAAAUUCUGAAACCCCAUAUUUAAUUAAAAAUAGCACAAAGACAACUAUUUAUAUGAUGAAAUUGAGAAAUGUUAUUGUUUUUGAAAAAUGAUAAGCCCAUUUUGAAUAUCAUGCCAGCAACACGUUUCAAAAAAAGUUGGGACACAGUCAUGUUUACCUCUCUGUUGCAUCUCCCACAUUGUGGAAUGAGUAUAUAAAGAGUUGAUUGGGAUCCAAUUGCAAGAGCAUAGUGAUACGUAACAUGGAGCCAGCAGGUGAUCCAGGUCACAAUGGAGGUCGAGCAGUGGUGGGAGGAAGACGUGUUGGUCAAAGGAAUGGCAGGGUCCUCGUUUGAGAGGUGUGGGGGAACGUGGUAGAGGACAAGGCCACGGACCAAGACAGCGGCAGCAUAGAGUGUCCAAUGAAAUUGGGCAAUAGUUGUAGACCAUGUCAUAAAUUAUGGCAUGACAGUGACUGAGGCGGCUACAAUGAUACAACCAAACCUCAGAAGGUCAACCGUGGUAAAAUUCUAACUGACCAACAAACAUACAGCAUAUCUUGGACAAUGAAGACAUGUGGGAUGUGGGACACAAUGUGGGAUCCAUAAGUUUGCCGACUAUUGCACGCAUACUGAAAAGGCACCAGGUAUCUAUAAAACAACUGUUCAACUGUAAGUUCAGUUUCAAGACGGCUGUUGUAAAAACAUUCCCAAAAAUUCUACAUUGUACAGUAAUCUCUAAAUCUCUUUCCAAAAUGUAUUUUUAGAGGGUGAUGGAGCUGGAUGAUGAUGACGACCAUCACAAAUUCAUAUAUUUGGAUGAGGCAGGUUUUAAUCUGGCCAAGACAAGGAGGAGAGGUUGGAAUUUCAUUGGCCAGAGGGCAGCCAUCCAAGUACCUGGACAAAGUGGGGCCAAUAUUACCAUGUGUGCGGUUAUAUCAGAAGAUAGUGUGGUGGGACGCAGAACUCAUAUUGGACCAUAUAAUGCAGCUCUCCUUGUCACCUUUCUUGAUGAGCUCAAUCAGGUUUAUAGAGCUGAAGGUGUGACCUAUGUCAUUGUGUGAGACAAUGGUUUCAGGCCCAUGCACAAUUGUCCACCCUGGAUUUACCCCCAUACUCUCCCUUCCUUAAUGCGAUUUCAUAGGUAAUUAUAUUUGCUUUGAUUCAAAUAAACCUAUGUUGUGAUUGUACUGUAGUGUUUUGCAUCAAUAUAUUACAAACUUUGUUCAACGGUUCCACUGUGUCUGUAGUAUUCUCUCUACUACUGCAGUACUUUUACAGAGAUGUAUUUACUGUACAUGUAGUUCCAUAAUGAAACCUGUAUCACCUAUUUUGUUCUACAAUAUUUAAUGAUUGUACGAACAAUGACACAGUGAAACUA
Messenger RNA from Micropterus salmoides (largemouth bass), 3810 nucleotides. RefSeq lists its product as uncharacterized. Gene Ontology annotation, biological process: response to bacterium. The transcript has 6 exons. The record is from RefSeq and is a predicted model, not a curated record. Lineage: Eukaryota; Metazoa; Chordata; Actinopteri; Centrarchiformes; Centrarchidae. Bases 60 to 1082 code for a protein of 340 amino acids.